AAUUUGACUUAAUUUUUUAUUUAAUUUGAAAAACAAAACUUUUGAUUAUAAAUAUUUUUGCAAGAUGAUAAUUAUUCUGAAAUCCAUCAAAAAGAAAGAAAUUAUUUUCCAUUUAUAAAAAAAUAUUAUUGACUCAUUCUGCUAAAUUGUAAUUAGGAUGCAACUUCAGAAACAUAUUGUGUAAACAAGAUUAAUUCUACCUACGACGAAAAAUGUCAACUGUUAAAGGAAUAUCCUCUUCGAUAGGAUACCUGGCAACCACAUCGACAAUCGUCAAGAAUCUGCAAUCCUUUGCAAAGAAUGAUUCCAUUUUAAACUCCACCAUUAUAGAAGAGGAAUUACUGCUGGAUCUUGAGGAGAAUGUUGAAGGGUUCAAUAAGGAACGAUUGAUUUGGAUAUUAAAUCUCAUCGUAACUAUUAUCAUAUUUGGUUUCAACGUGGUUUUCUUGCUCGUUUAUUACAUGUUCCCUCGAAUACGCAAUAAAAAUAUCAAUUGCUUGGGAAACAGCCAAUCGAAUCCAGAUAUAAACAACGAUGCAGAAGGCAAGCGAAAUAUCAGGACCGCAGACGAUACUGAUGUUUUUUUCAACACGCAUUUCAAAAACGCUAAUUUAAAAAAAAACAGCGUCAAUUUAAGAGGAAAUACUGUGCUAGCUCCGCAUUGGGGUUGUCCAAAUCAAUGCUGCUUGCAUCUCACUUGGGGAUCCUUGUUGUUUUUAUUGGUAAAGGUAACCGUGGAUAUAUUUUUCUUGAAGGUGAGAUAUCUAACAUCUUCCAUAAUGAUAUUCUCUAUAUUCCUGUUACGUUUGUUGGACGCCACGCUUGUUUUCAAUAGCGUUUAUUUGAUGUUCCUUUGGUUCAAAACCGUCCUAAACUCAGUUGAUAUCAACGAUCGUUCUAUCAGGCUCUCAUUCCAAUCCAUAUUGUGUUACAGGUUCAGGAGUAGGCCUACCAGAGCAGUUAACGAAUCUGAACUAGGCAGGAGAGUUACCUUGAUCCCGGAAUGGGUUACCAAAUUUUUUAUUCGAAGUACUAAUAGAUCUACUUGUAUUCUCUCUGCGGUAUACGGAGCAGUAUUGGCCGUAGUUAUAACUUUGGUGUUCAACAUACGAGGCGACCACGUGUAUUUUCACGAAUACCAAGCCGUCAAAUACAGUCUUUUGAUCCAAACUUUCCACGUCACACUUAAUUUGAUCCUCUGGGGAACUACUCUUUACCGUUAUAAUAAAUUGAGUGCUUACUUCAAAACCAAAGUAAAUCUGAGCAAGAACGUCAAAACUAUCAAAGAUAUCAGCGAGUCAUCCCCUACAUCCAAUAACGAUGAUUCACUAACUUUACCUUAUAUUGUUAAAGCGGGUGGAGUUAACGCGACUGAUACAUAUAUUGAUAAUUCGAACCCUAUUAACUUACCUUACGAAAAUCUGUCAUAUUAUUUUUGGAUAUCUUUCGGAAACUUCAUGGUUUAUACUCCCUUUCUAUGGUUUUACCUGAUAGCUCUUUUAUUCAGGCCUAAGUUUCUGUACGAAAUGCUCAAUAUGCAAGGCUUAAUUGGAUUCUUGGGCACCCUCUUCGAUAUAGGAGCUUGCAUACCCGUCUUUGUGGCCUCUUUCCAUGAUAAAUCUCUUAGAUUGUCUUUCAUUGAUUUCAUAUAUUGUCGCUUCGUAGGCGGUCGAAAAUCUGGGAAUAUGGAGCUCAUUAAUUGAUUUUACUUAUUUAUUAAAUCCUCGAUUUCUCAUUAUAACACGUAUUUCUAAAAUUAUUUCGCAAUAUAAAUAUUAAUCAUUUUGGUAUCUUGCCUACUUCAUUAGUUUUUUUAAAAAAAAAAAUACCAUUAAAAUUAUCUUUGUACAUUAAUUAUUAUUUUUUAUUAUAUUUUUCGAUUUUAUGAUAAUUAUUUUUAAUAAAAUAUUACUUAUA
Molecule: messenger RNA, 1917 nt
Organism: Gordionus sp. m RMFG-2023
Lineage: Eukaryota; Metazoa; Nematomorpha; Gordioida; Chordodea; Parachordodidae
Exons: 2
Coding region: 213-1703 (496 amino acids)
Source: RefSeq, a predicted model, not a curated record